Molecule: messenger RNA, 2163 nt
Organism: Elgaria multicarinata webbii
Lineage: Eukaryota; Metazoa; Chordata; Lepidosauria; Squamata; Anguidae
Gene: ARHGEF16
Product: Rho guanine nucleotide exchange factor 16
Exons: 14
Coding region: 1-2133 (710 amino acids)
Biological process (GO): activation of GTPase activity
Molecular function (GO): protein binding; guanyl-nucleotide exchange factor activity
Source: RefSeq, a predicted model, not a curated record
AUGUCCCAACAGCAUUCAAACACCUCCAUGGGUGAUGAGGCUAUUCUCCUGCAGCAUCAGUUUACCUCGAAUUUGCAUAUCAGUCCCCAUGCUGUGUCCCCACAUGGAAAGAGCCACUCCCUGGCUGCGAUGGACAGUGCAGAGGUUUUGCCUGAGCGCUUGCCAACUCCCACUGGGACAAACCGAAUCAUUCUCAGCACGGAAAGCUCCGCUGCUCUCAAAGUGGGCACACAACAGCUCAUUCCUAAGAGCCUGGCUGAGGGCACCAAAUCCAAGCCCCCUUCCCGGCACCAGAGUUUCUCCGGAAGUGUCCUAAGUAAGGAGGGAGCCCGAUGCGACCCAAAGCGCAUGUCAGCCCCCAGCAUUUCUUUUGAUGAUCUGGACGAGAUGGAUCUGAGCAGCGGGAUGCUGAAACGCAACUUGCGCAAUAUGUCAUACCGGGCUGCGAUGAAGGGCAUCGGGAAUGGUGAGGAACCGGAGCCGUCCAAGACUAUCAAUAGCCUCAAGCCACUGUAUGAAGAAACCAGUGACCAAGGAGCUCAUCACUCUGGAAGAAAUAAGAGAACCUUUGGUCGGCGGCGGAUGCAGAAGCACAGGGGUUCCUUCAAGGAUGAUCCCCGCCUGUAUCAAGAGAUUCGUGAGAAAGGACUCAACUCUAUCAGUCAUGAGUCAGAUGAUGACCUCCUAGAGGUAGAAUGCAUCCCAGAGGAACCUCCUCCUGCCUCUGACUCAACCAUCAUGGUGAAAAACUAUCGGCCUGUUCACGUCACAUGGAGCCAGCUCCCUGAGGUACAGGAAGCAGGCAUCCUGGAGCUGAUAUUCCCAGAAGAACGCAAGAGGCAAGAGGCCAUUUUUGAGAUCAUCACAUCUGAGUAUUCCUAUAUGCAUAGUCUGGAGAUCCUGGUGGACCACUUCUUGAAAUCUGAGAGGCUGAAGGAGACCAUGACUCAAACAGAUCAUCACCACCUUUUCUCCAACAUCAGGGAUAUCCUGGCUGUUAGCAAGAGCUUUUUUGAGGACCUGGAAAAGCGGCAUCAGGAGCAUGUCUUGAUCCCGGACAUCAGUGAUAUUGUGGAAGCUCACGCAAGCAACCAUUUUAACCCAUACAUUAUCUAUUGUUCCAAUGAGGUCUACCAGCAGAGGACCCUUCAGAAGCUGUUAGCUGUGAAUCCUGCCUUUAAGGAGACCCUGAAACACAUUGAACAGAAACCAGAAUGUGGUAGCCUUCCUUUGAUCUCCUUCCUCAUUCUCCCUAUGCAGAGGGUGACACGCCUGCCUCUCCUGAUGGAUACUGUUUGCCAAAAAACCCAGAUGCAUACCCCAACUUAUGAAGCUACCACCCAAGCUCUGAAGGCAAUGAGUAAGCUUGUGAAGAGAUGCAACGAGGGCGCCCACACCAUGGAGAGGACAGAGCAGAUGUACACAUUACAGCAGCAGCUGGAAUUUGGAAAGAUCAAGAACUUCCCACUGAUUUCUGCUUCCCGGUGGCUGCUGAAAAGGGGGGAACUCUCCCUCCCCCUGACAGAAGAGGGUGGAAUUUUCCGGAAGGGCUCUGGACGUGGGAACUGCUAUCUCUUUGUGUUCAAUGAUGUCCUGAUCAUCACCAAGAAAAAGAGUGAGGAGAAUUACAUAGUCCUAAACUAUGCAAUGCUGGAUCAGCUAUCAGUGGAGAAAAUUGAAAACCCAGAUGCUCCCUCAUCUCCCCCUGGCAAGCCAGGUUCAAGUGGGGUUUUCCGCAGUGGCAACUUGUUCCGAGUGGUCCUGAACAAAGAUAGCGAAGGGAAACAGGAGACGAUUGUACUGGCCACAGAAUCCCUGAGUGAUCGUGCCCGAUGGAUCACCGCUUUGAUGCACAGGGAGGAUAAAAGCACUAACACUGUGAAGAAAAGAGAGCUUAAGCAGGUGGAGAUUACACGGGCUUACCUGGCCAAGCAGACAGAUGAGAUUUCUCUCCAGCAGGCUGAUGUUGUUCUGGUCCUGGUCAGAGAGGAGGGCUGGUACUUAGGAGAGCGUCUGCGUGAUGGGGAGAAGGGCUGGUUCCCACAGUCCUGCGCCCAGGAGAUUACCAACCACAGCGCUGUGAAGCGCAAUGUCCAGCGCAUGGAACGGUUGCGCAUAGAAACGGAUGUGUAAGCUGGAACAUAUUGAAUAUUAGUACACCGG